AUGAAGACUAUCAGUGUCAUAAGUAUGUAUCUAUCCGGAGCUGGAGAUCGUGGUGGUGGAAGAUUAACACUAUUCAGUAUACUGCUUGAAUCAACCCUGGACUUUUGUUCCCCGAGACUUGGAUCGAAUCUGGAUUUUAGUUUUCCAAGGCUUGGAUCAACCCUGGAUUUUCGUUCCCAGAGACUUGGACCAACCUCGGUUUUUUUAGAUUCGAAGACUUGGCCCAAGCCUGCUUUUUUGUUUGCCAAGGCUUGGGGACAUAGUUAUCAUCCUAAGCCUGGACCAAUCCUUGUCCCAAUGUUUAGCCAAGACUCGUGCCAAGCCUUACCCAAGGCUGUGAUGUGA
Cotesia congregata is the source of this 345-nucleotide messenger RNA. Lineage: Eukaryota; Metazoa; Arthropoda; Insecta; Hymenoptera; Braconidae. The record is from the annotation of a GenBank genome assembly.